This is a messenger RNA of Aspergillus wentii DTO 134E9, 595 nucleotides long. RefSeq lists its product as uncharacterized. NCBI's taxonomy places the organism in Eukaryota, Fungi, Ascomycota, Eurotiomycetes, Eurotiales, Aspergillaceae. The record is from RefSeq and is a predicted model, not a curated record. Bases 40 to 429 code for a protein of 129 amino acids. The transcript has a single exon.
UCAGGUUGGAGUGAGUCAUUCGCAGAUCUUCAAGAUGACAUGAAUCGUUGGCUUGUCGGGGGUGCCGGCGAGGUUCAGGCGGUGAUCAUCACCAAAUGGACAGAGAUUGGCAAUACCAAAGAAGUCACUGGCUCAAUUGAGCUGUAUACCUUGGCUAGAGAUGGUACUCCCCGUUUAUCCCAGAGGGAGGUAUGUACUAUGAUUUCUGGCGUACUUGUUCGGUUGGCUGAUUAUAACCAGGAAGUCUUCCCUAUUCCAGCAGGAACAGGGCCAGGAGCACAAAGGAUUCGUCUGACCCGACGGAUGCUCUUUGGCAAAGGACUGAGCCCUGGCCGCAAUCCGCGUGAUGUGUUUGGGCUGGAUGUCGACAAUCUUCGGGUGCAUGCCAGGGAAAGUUUGGCCCGUAUGAAUCUAAGACCGGCAACGUGAGCGGAGGAAGAUAUGGAUCUAGAUUGCCUUCUAAAUACGGUCUUGUCGGACUUUUCAGGUUCCAACAAAUGGUGGACAAUUGCCAAACGCUGUAACGCAUGGCGAGCCCAGGGGGACUCGGGGGGGCAGCGCGACGCCGAGCAUGAUGGGAAUGGGCCAGAGCCCU